GUAGGAAAACACCAGACAAAAGAUGAAUUAUUAAGUAAAUCAAUAAUUUGAGUAUAAUUACAACGAAACUUAGAGCUUCACCGAUCUAACUGCGACUCUUCUGAAAGAAAACUGCGGAUCCUAUCGCGUCAAUUCUCAGGUAGCCGGCUAUCAACUCACCGUUGAUCUCCAAUUCAACCCUAUCUUCAGGUCCUUUGAAUCUUGUGGAGUUUGAAUCUCUGUAAAAUUCAAGAUGUCGGGUUCAGGACAGCGCCUCAAUGUCGUGCCAACUGUUACUGUGCUUGGGGUUAUCAAAGCCCGUCUUAUUGGUGCUACAAGAGGCCAUGCUCUGUUAAAGAAGAAGAGUGAUGCUUUGACUGUACAGUUCCGUGCAAUUCUUAAGAAGAUAGUCUCCACGAAGGAAUCUAUGGGGGAUAUUAUGAAAACAUCUGCUUUUUCCUUAACUGAAGCCAAGUAUGUUGCUGGAGAUAAUAUUAAACAUGUUGUCCUUGAGAAUGUCCAAAAUGCAUCUCUUAAGGUUCGUUCUCGCCAAGAAAAUGUUGCUGGGGUGAAACUUCCCAAGUUUGAGUACUUCACAGAGGGAGACACCAAAAAUGAUCUUACUGGAUUGGCUAGAGGUGGCCAGCAAGUGCAGCUGUGCCGCGGUGCCUAUAUAAAAGCCAUUGAGGUUCUUGUUGAACUAGCUUCUCUUCAAACUUCGUUUUUAACACUUGAUGAAGCUAUCAAGACUACUAAUCGUAGGGUGAAUGCCCUUGAAAACGUUGUGAAACCGAGGUUGGAAAACACCAUCAGCUACAUUAAGGGAGAGUUGGAUGAGCUGGAAAGAGAAGACUUUUUCAGAUUGAAGAAGAUUCAGGGUUUCAAGAGGAAGGAGGUUGAGAAACAGCUUGCAGCUGCUAGACUUUUUGCAGAAGAUCAGGUUGUGGAAAAGAUUUCUUUGCAGAGAGGGAUAUCAGUCAAUGCAGCUCAAAAUUUCUUGGCUGCUGAGAAGGACGAAGACAUAAUCUUUUGAUGCAGAGGUUAGUCUAUUCGGUUUUUACCUUACAGCUGUGUGGUUUCAGGUGGUUUGUUUGUAGAAGAAACUUCUCAUUCUUUAGUUGAAGUAGCUUGUAUGUUUCAAAUAAAAGCAUAUGCCGAUUUCUUGUAGAAUCAAUCGGAAUUCGUUUAUUUUUCAAUCAUCCUUUGAAUAACUUUGGGUUCAUAUGCCAUUGUGAAUCAUCCUGAUUUAUUCACCUUGAGAAUUCUACUAUGUAUUUUCUGUUUCUUUCUGGUAAAAAGACGAAAGCUUUGUCAUUGCCUUUGAUCAAGUAUGUCUGAGUUUAUGGA
Molecule: messenger RNA, 1326 nt
Organism: Spinacia oleracea (spinach)
Lineage: Eukaryota; Viridiplantae; Streptophyta; Magnoliopsida; Caryophyllales; Amaranthaceae
Product: V-type proton ATPase subunit D
Exons: 2
Coding region: 233-1012 (259 amino acids)
Molecular function (GO): proton-transporting ATPase activity, rotational mechanism
Source: RefSeq, a predicted model, not a curated record